Messenger RNA from Striga asiatica, 621 nucleotides. The record is from the annotation of a GenBank genome assembly. Lineage: Eukaryota; Viridiplantae; Streptophyta; Magnoliopsida; Lamiales; Orobanchaceae.
AUGGUAGGGUGCGUGAAGGCAGAGAAGAAGUGUCGACCGGCAGACAUGCAGGCCUUGAAAUGCCCGCGCUGCGAGUCUACCAACACCAAGUUCUGCUACUACAACAACUACAGUCUCUCGCAGCCGCGCUACUUCUGCAAGUCGUGCCGCCGCUAUUGGACCAAAGGCGGCACCCUCCGCAACGUCCCUGUUGGCGGCGGAUGCCGCAAGAACACCAAACGCUCAUCAUUAUCAUCAUCCAAGAAGACGACCACACUGUUUGACCACAACCCAUUGCUGCCCAUGUCAUACGACCCCGAUGCUGACAUCAUCACCCGCCUCACCAAACAGACGGCCGUCGAUCAUAAUCAUAAUCCCAACCUCAACGGCCUCUCCCCCCACCUUUUUCAACCCUGUGAUGGUGGGCUCCACAAUGUGUACUAUGGAGGGAUGGAGAUGGAGAUGGGGUUUUCGUUAGACCAGUUUGGAGGAUUUGGAGGAGGGAUUAAGCCAGACAACAAGGGAUUGUUGGGUUUCACAUGGCAGGGAGUGAGUGGGGAUGGAAAUGGGCCAGAACUUGAUUCGGGCCGGGCCUUUGCCUCGUCUACUUGGCAUGGGCUUCUGAAUAGUCCUCUCAUGUGA